GUAUAGAAAGUUCAUAGCAAAAUAAACAUCUCAGUAUAAUAACCCUUUUUUUUUCUCCCAGAGACACCCUUGAAACUUUUCAAAAUAUAUUUUUUGUUAAAAAACUUAUUUAUAUCACUAGUUCUGUAAAUCUUCCAUCGUUGUUUAUAAUUGCCUUCAAUUUGUGUAAUAAAAUGCACAUUUGUUUUGAUCUGGCUGUUGGUUUGUAGUUGAAAGUCAAGCUAGAAGUGCGCGAUGUAUCUGUUGGUUUUUGCCGUUGUAUUUUUGAUAGUUUUCUAUGUUUGGUAUAAAGGCUCUUACUGGCACAGACGUGGGGUACCUGGACCUAGAGGGUGGCCCAUAGUUGGGAAUAUUAUUGAACAUUUCUUGGGGAAGAAGACUUUGGGACAAGUUUACUUGGAUAUAUACAGAAAAUACGAAGAUUAUCCUUUCGUGGGCAUUUUCAAAGCCAACACUCCCUGUUUGCUAGUAAGAGACCCGGAACUAUCCCACAGGAUCCUUGUUAAGGACUUCAAGUUCUUCCAGAAUAAUGAGAUCCAGGUUAACAAAGAGGUCGAUGUCCUUUUCGGACAUAACCCUUUCGUUUUGCGCGGGAAAGAAUGGAAGGACACCAGACAAAUGCUGACACCUGGUUUGACAAGCGGCAGGUUGAAACACAUUUUUCCACUAAUAAGUAACGUAGCCAAAAGAUUCGUCGAAUACAUCGAAAACCACCCCACAGCUACCACAGAUGGCAUAGAAACCAGACUCCUAACCAAGCGCUUUACUUUGGACAACGUUGCCAAAACCGCCUUCGGCAUCGACGGCAAAGCCUUUGACAGUUAUGACAAACUGUCAGAUUUCAUGGAGCUGGCAGACUCUUUUUUAACACCCGGAUCAUCCCACGCUAUCAUCCUGCAACUUGGGCAGGUGUUUCCAUCGUUACUAAACAUGUUUUCUAUCAAAAUUAUAAGCCAGAACGUCGAAGACAAGAUAAUAGCCAUCAUAUCGGACGUCAAAAAGUACCGUGAAACUCACAAUGACGUCUACAAAGAUUACCUUCAAUUCCUGAUAGACUUAGCCAAAGAGCACAAGUUUACUGAUACGGAUGUCACAGCUCACGCCAGUACAUUCUUCCUGGACGGGUACUUCACCUCCUCACUGAUCCUCACUUUCAAUCUGUUGUGCCUGGCCCAAAACCCGGAGUACCAGCAAAAAAUCAGGGAGGAAAUUAAGGAAACCGAAGAGAAAAAUAAGGGAGAAAUUCCCUACGAGGCUUUACCAGAGAUGGUGUGGCUUGACGCGUGUUUUUAUGAAUCUUUUCGUAAAUAUCCUAUGAUAGAAAUGUUGAUGAAACUUUGCACUGAGCCUUACGAAUACACCUGUGAAGAUCCGGAUUUGAAAAACAUGACGAUGAAGUUCAAAAAAGGAGACCAUAUCAUAAUACCUUACGGAAUGUUGUGCCAGGAUCCAAAAUACUUCAAGGAUCCAGAAAAGUACUAUCCAGAAAGAAUGAUGGAGAAAGAUGGAGCACUUAAUAAAUUGUUCUUUCCAUUUGGAAAUGGACCAAGAAUUUGCAUAGGUCAGAGACUUGGAAUUCUGCAAAUUAAACUUGGACUAGUUUAUCUGAUCAAAAACUUCGAGAUAACAACCAGCCCGAAGUUGCAGCAGCCAAUUUCAUACUGUGCAUUCAAUUUUAUGAACGAAGUCCAGGGAGGCGUUUGGCUGAAAUACAAAAAAAUCUAAUAUUAAACGUGUAAGUUUUGUUGUAUCUAA
Molecule: messenger RNA, 1755 nt
Organism: Sitophilus oryzae (rice weevil)
Lineage: Eukaryota; Metazoa; Arthropoda; Insecta; Coleoptera; Curculionidae
Product: probable cytochrome P450 28d1
Exons: 6
Coding region: 235-1725 (496 amino acids)
Molecular function (GO): oxidoreductase activity, acting on paired donors, with incorporation or reduction of molecular oxygen; heme binding; iron ion binding
Source: RefSeq, a predicted model, not a curated record